This is a messenger RNA of Aspergillus eucalypticola CBS 122712, 1620 nucleotides long. Its product is annotated as glycosyltransferase family 69 protein. The record is from RefSeq and is a predicted model, not a curated record. The transcript has a single exon. NCBI's taxonomy places the organism in Eukaryota, Fungi, Ascomycota, Eurotiomycetes, Eurotiales, Aspergillaceae. The coding region runs from base 82 to 1620 and encodes 512 amino acids.
CCAAUGUCACCAACUCAAUUGCACUUGAUAUGUGUCUUGGGAACGACGGUAUAGAAGGAACAUCCUAAUUCAUCAGCGAUCAUGGUUCAAAUUCCUCUAAGGCCCCUGGAGUACUCCAGAACGAGUCCCCGCUUCUCAGUUGAUUCGAUUGCUCUGCUCUCCGUUUCGGACCUCGAGGAGGAAGACUUGAUCACAUACAGAAGAGCAACCGGCAGACGCCUUCCAUUCUUUAGGCAACUAUCAUUAGGGGCCAUUCUUUUCUACCUCAGGCGUUCUCUUUACUGUGGAAAUCGUCGCAUCAUUCCCCGUCGGUUUGGUGGCCUUGUCCGGCUGGUGAUAGGCUUCUUGAUCUUGUUGGUCGCUUUGACGGGCAUACUGUGGCCCUCGUAUACGUAUCUACCACCGCACUACCAGCUCCUCCACCAACAGGCCUCUCGAAGCGGCAUUACAGGGCGAGGGAACCCGCAUAAUGAGACAAUUUUCAUUGCAGCCAUCCUCUACGACCCGGAUGGUAAGCUAGCCAAUGGGAGAUGGGGACAUGAUUUGUUGCACCUAAUCAAUCUGCUAGGUGAAGAAAACGUCUUCCUCAGCCUCUACGAAAAUGGCAGUGGCAUUAGAGGUCAGAGUGCCCUUCGAGAUCUGGAGGACCGACUGCCGUGCAACAGUUCCAUACAAAUUGAACUGGACCUGGACUUGACUGCAUUCCCGACAGUAACAAUCCCCGGGGGAGGGAAACGGGUGAAGCGAACUGACUACCUCGCAGAGAUGCGGAAUCGUGCCCUUCGGCCACUUGAUGAGCAUCCAGAUAUUAUGUAUGACAAGGUACUAUAUCUGAACGACGUAAUAUACGAUCCAAUUGAUGUGCUUCAUCUCCUGUUCUCUACUAAUAUUGAUGAGAAUGGGGUAGCCCAAUACCGGGCCGCAUGCGCAGUCGAUUUUAUCAAUGCGUUCAAGUUCUAUGAUACAUAUGCCACAAGAGACCUGGAAGGGUAUGAAAUCGGCCUUCAGUUCUUCCCCUGGUUUACCUCAGCGGGGUCGGGCUUGAGUCGUAUAGAUGUGCUGGAAGGCAAAGAUGCUGUUCGGGUGCGCAGCUGCUGGGGUGGAAUGGUGGCCUUCGAUGCAAAGUACUUUCAACGACCCGACAACCCGGUUCGCUUUCGCGCCGAUCCCGAUUUGUUCUAUGAUGGAUCAGAAUGCUGUAUUAUUCACGCCGAUAUCCAAGAUCCACCAUUGGACCGUACAAAGGCCGCAGACACGGGCAUUUACAUGAACCCGUUCGUGCGGGUAGCAUACGACGAGCGCAGCCACUCCUGGCUGUGGGUCACACGGCGGUUUGAGAAAUUAUACCCACUUGUCCACAAUAUUGUCAGCCACCUGGCUGGCUUGCCCCGACACAAUCCUCGUCGGAGCGAAAUUCCCGGCCAGCUGGUCAGGGAUACGGUCUGGGUGCCCGAUGCGACCGAUGCACGCGGGGGCGCAUUCCGUGAAGUGGACCGUGUCGCGGGGACUGACGGAUUUUGCGCAGAUGGAUUUGGGGGAUAUCGGGGGCUUUCAGUGAUUGUGGAGAACCGGCAGCCUGGCCAGGAUGGCUGGGAGGAUAUCCCGCCGCCAUUAAUCUAG